AUGUCCUUGUUCUCAAAAUUUACAAAGAGUCACCAAAAUACUGACAAAUCAAUAUAUCCAUGGUCUGGACGAAAAAUAACAGGGAGUCAUCACGCUCUUUCGAGAUUCGGUCAUGGAGCCACCAUGUUGGACAAUCACCACUUUAUUGUCUUUGGUGGUAUCUAUACCAAGGGAAACACCAAGAAGAAUUUAUUCAUUAUUGACACCAAUAACCUUGCUGCCACUUCAUUAACCACGUCAGGUGAUAUUCCCUCCUACCGAACCUUUGGUACCAUUUCAUCCAUUGGCGGCUUUGUAUUAUUAUAUGGUGGAGAGCCACUUGUGCCUGGAGAGAUGUGGGAUCCAUACUUUUAUGUUUUACACACGAACACAAGGCAAUGGUCUAGAGUACGAACAAAAGGUAAACUACCAUCGGAAAGAGCAGGACAUUCUACCUGUGUUUCAAAGAAGGGUAUCAUGUAUAUCUGGGGUGGACAUUAUCAACGAAAAUAUCUGAAUGAUUUAUGUGCAUUUAACGUAAAAGAAUAUCCUGCAAAGGCGGAUUGGGAAUUCAUUUCCUAUAAAAAUCAAGGACCGUCCGCACGAUCGGGUCAUGUCUCCUUUAUCCAUGAUAAUAAAUUAUACAUCUUUGGUGGAGUGAAUGCGAGUCAAUUAUACAAUGAUAUCUGGUACUUUGAUUUAGACACCCAAUUAUGGUAUCCCAUUGCAGCUGUAGGCUAUAUACCCCUUCCGCGAGAAAGUGCUGGAGCUGCAUUGGUAGAUGAUACCCUUUAUAUAUUUGGUGGUCGUGGUGUGAAUGGUACCUUGGGCGAUUUAUGCGCUUAUCGUAUUCAUAGUAAACGAUGGUACACAUUUGAAAAUAUGGGGAAUCCACCUACCCCGCGUUACGGUGCCACAUUAACCUUGGUGCAAAACAAGAUUUAUGUCUUUGGCGGUGAAUCCAUGACCACUGGUAAAUCUGAUGAUACAACCCAAGUUUAUAUUCUUGACUGCUUGACAGCCCAUGCGAUGGAGACCAACACAAGCCAUCAUCAUGCCCCACCCCGACCACCUCGCGACGGUGUCAGUCUCAACCCAUUUGAUUCGUUUCAAAAAGAAAAAUCCAACCUCGUGCGAGAGAUCGCUGCACGCGAUCUAGUGAUUAGUGAAAUGAAGAAAAAGGAGCAAUGGUGGCGUACCGAAGUUUCUUUAGCACGUCAUGAACGUGGUGAUCAUAACACGCAAGAAGACGAAGACGUGAUGUUGAUGACGUUUCAUGAUGUACCCAGUGAUAAACGAUUAUUAUUUCAACAACUGGUACAAUUAAAAGCCGAAAUAAAGAGGAUCAGGAUGGGUAUGAGCAAGGACCGACAGGUGUUGGAGAUCGAACAUGGGGAGACGAUACGUCAUGUGGCAUUAGAGGAAGCAGCUUAUUAUAAAGCGAAAUAUGUUGCAUUAAAAUCAAUGAAUGGCCAGAGUUUAGCCAAGCUAGAAAGUGAGCGUAUCAGUGUAUUGGAAAAACGAUUAGCGGAUGCCUAUACGGAGAAGAGUCAGAAUGAAAAGUUGUUACAGAGGGUGCGAGUGCAAUCGGAAAACGAUCGAGCAGCACGAUUGUUAGCGGAGGAAAGAGCCAAGGAUGCACAGAGCCAAUCAGAGGAAGCGCAGGUAGCGCAUCAGACCUCGUUGGAGAAACUGUCAGUCCUGUACGAACAAAUUAUUAAAGGUGAAGCACAAGGACGUAGUGACGCCUUGGUGAUUGCGGAUUUAUCGAACCAGAUUGCUAAAAACUUGACGAUGCCGAGUACGGAUGUUUCGCAUAUCCAUAUCGAGAUGAGUCGAUUGGAGGUAGCGAAUAUUAAACUACGAAAUGAGAUGGCGGUCUUGACUGGGAAAUUGGAACAAUCCAAAGAUGUUGAAAUGAAUUUACGAUCCCUGUUACAAGAACGUGAAGUGGCUCAUCAGGAAGCCUUACUUGAACUGGAGAAAAGCUGUAUAGAAUUACAAGUGCUUAAAGGUGCUGGUCACCAUGACACUACUGUAUAA
This is a messenger RNA of Mucor mucedo, 2022 nucleotides long. RefSeq lists its product as uncharacterized. Bases 1 to 2022 code for a protein of 673 amino acids. The record is from RefSeq and is a predicted model, not a curated record. Gene Ontology annotation, molecular function: protein binding. Lineage: Eukaryota; Fungi; Mucoromycota; Mucoromycetes; Mucorales; Mucoraceae. The transcript has 7 exons.